AUGCUUAGCAACGUGGAGAACUUCAACCACGCGUCCUUCUUCCCACCACAGCAGGGCGCCACCGAUGCCGUCGAUGUUGCACAUGAGGAAAACAUCAAAAACACCGACAAGAGUCCGAUAGGAUUGCCUACAAUGAUGGUGGAAAAGCACACAGAUUCCCAACUGGCAUUAGCGCUCGACUCCUGCAUGAGUCCAUUUUCACGGUCAGCCAGCAGCAACAUAAUAGAGCCACAGCUGCGUCAAAGUGGGAAAGAGGGCAGCUACGCCGACGAGAGCCUGUGGAUAGGUGAAGCUAAUUUGUCCAUGACCGCCAGUGGAACCUCUUGGUUGGUCACACCAGCUGACUCAUUGCUCUCAGGAGCAGCGAAAGGGAACAACCUUAACCAGGCGACACCGGGAAGCGACGCACCGCGCCUCUCAGCGCGAAACAACGUAUAUGUCAGCGAACUCCCAUUGCACUGGAACACGGACAAGCUGCGCAGCGUCUGUCUCGCCUUUGGCAACAUCGUGUCUGCCAAGGUUGUCCACGACAGCGCUACCAACCGGUCGCGUGAGUACGGCUUCGUGAUGUUUGAAUCCGAGGAGCAGGCAGCGCUAUGCGUGCGUUCACUAAACAAUUGCCUCAUGGACGGCAAGAUCCUUACGUGCCGCUUGGCCCAUGAGCGCGCCAUGCCGUCCUUCGCCAACACGGACCGUGUGGCGUGGAGCACGUCGCCUUCAACUCCAUCGCCUGCAAUUGGCUUCGCCACGCCGCAGCAGCAGGCGCUAGAGUCCAUGCCUCUUCUCAAAAUGCGAUCCACGGAGGAAUCGGCACCGCUUGUGUCACAGCCACUGAAGCCGGCCCUGUCCGUAUCCGUGAGCAAGCGCGGGUCGUCAAGUCUGCGACGGAGCCGUAACGUUUUCCUUCAGGGGUUGCCGCUGCACUGGAACACAGACAAACUGCGCAGCUUGUGCGGCACAUUUGGCAAAGUGGAGCUGGCUAAGGUGGUGCGUGACGCCACAACNACUGGAACACAGACAAACUGCGCAGCUUGUGCGGCACAUUUGGCAAAGUGGAGCUGGCUAAGGUGGUGCGUGACGCCACAACGAGCCUGUCAUGUGGCCACGGUUUUGUGUUGUUUGAGAACGAGCAGCAAGCGACGGCGUGUGUCGAUGCGUUAA
Molecule: messenger RNA, 1161 nt
Organism: Trypanosoma grayi
Lineage: Eukaryota; Euglenozoa; Kinetoplastea; Trypanosomatida; Trypanosomatidae
Product: RNA-binding protein
Exons: 1
Coding region: 1-1161 (386 amino acids)
Molecular function (GO): RNA binding
Source: RefSeq, a predicted model, not a curated record